AUACUGUUCUCCUAUUCCGUUCGUCUUCUGUAUAUAAAAGGUAAAUUUGUUUUAAGGGUUUAAUAGGGACUAUAGGAGUGUAUUAUAACUUUUCUGCACCCGGUUUCCACAAGUACAUAUAAAUGGCCAGUUGGGCAGAUCUGUCGUUUGAUUUGGUUGAUUCCAUCGCCCAACGCCUGCAUUCAUCCUAUGCAACCCAUAUCCGCUUCCAAGUCGUGUGCAAGUCAUGGAGACGAUGCCUCAACAACAACCGAAGAACACGCCCCCAAAUUCCAUGGCUGAUGCUGCCAUACAAACAAGAAUCCACCCUCCGUAGGUUCUACUGCUCAGUAGACAAGAAACCUUACCAUCUAGAUCUGCUAGUAGGAAAGGAGGCUGAACCCACCGUGUGCAAAGGUUCCUUCGGCGGAUGGUCAUUGUACGUCGAGGAAAGCUCGAGAUUGCAACUCCUCAAUCCACUCUCGAAACGCCUAAUCCAUCUCCCUCCCUUAACCACCUUCCCUAAUGUCAUCCACCACGACCCCAACAGGCUCCACGAGGAAUACUACAUUGUCCACGAGCAUAACAGAAACCUCAAUUAUCACAGACUAUGCGCCUCCUUCUCUACCACGUCGACUAGUACCACCGCCGAUCCAUGUGUGUUUAUGGCGAUUUACGGCCAAUGCGAAAGGCUGGCCUUCUGCAGAAUUGGGGAUGAAAAUUGGUCCCCUGUUUCGACCGUCGAGGAGCACAGCUUCUUCCAAGAUGUGGUGUUCCACGACGGCAAGUUCUAUGCUGGAAGACAGCUAAUGGUUUUGGAGUGCGACCUCCAUUCGUUACAACAACCGCAACGAAUCCCCGUGGAGUCUCCCUAUCAUCGCACUCCCAUUGACAUAAGCUUUCUACAUCGCGGCAUCCAGAGACGACGGGCUGAUGAUGAUUGUUAGGUAUUAUAAGUGUAAAGGGACUUCUGUUGAGGGCUACGGCAGAGUGUGCAGUUAUCGGACCACGAAAUUUGAGAUUUUCAAAUUGGUAUUGGUUAAGACUACGGAGUAGGUUGGAUUCCAGGAACAAGUCUGUUCUCAUUUUUUGUCUUACCCCCUGAAAAAUAGAGUUAUUGCCGUAGCUAUCUUCUUCCAUCCUAUAGUUGCUUUAUAUCGAGACUUGUAGCUUGAUUCUUUACUCAUUCCAUACUGGGAAGAAUUGCAGAAAAUCUUUCGAUAACACUUCUUCCUAUUUCUCAAUGAUAUCGGCAAUUCCCGUGAAACUGUUUCAUUUCAUAGAAGUUAAUUCUUAUUCUUACAAAGCAAAUAGCAUUUCCUAUUGAUUUGUCCCCUGGACUGGACCUAAAAUGAUUGAGAAUUAACCAGAUGAUGGUAU
Linum trigynum is the source of this 1359-nucleotide messenger RNA. Lineage: Eukaryota; Viridiplantae; Streptophyta; Magnoliopsida; Malpighiales; Linaceae. The record is from the annotation of a GenBank genome assembly.